Molecule: messenger RNA, 282 nt
Organism: Belonocnema kinseyi
Lineage: Eukaryota; Metazoa; Arthropoda; Insecta; Hymenoptera; Cynipidae
Exons: 2
Coding region: 1-282 (93 amino acids)
Source: RefSeq, a predicted model, not a curated record
AUGAUAGGAAGAGGCGACUUCGAAGGAUCAAAAAGCAACGUCGCUAUGAACGCUUGGCCGCCACAAGCCAGUUAUCCCUGUGUCUCUAUGCAUACUGAACAUCAAGAUGAAGCCAGCUUUUGCCCUUUUGCUCUACGCGAGGUUUCUGUCCUCGCUGAGCUGUCCUUAGGACACCUGCGUUAUUCUUUGACAGAUGUACCGUCCCAGUCAACCUCCCCGCCUGGCAGUGUCAGAUCGGCGAUCGGCCGAAGCCUCACACCACUCUUACAAGCUUGGUUCUAG